Molecule: messenger RNA, 6305 nt
Organism: Patiria miniata (bat star)
Lineage: Eukaryota; Metazoa; Echinodermata; Asteroidea; Valvatida; Asterinidae
Exons: 33
Coding region: 162-6053 (1963 amino acids)
Cellular component (GO): Cul4-RING E3 ubiquitin ligase complex
Molecular function (GO): protein binding
Source: RefSeq, a predicted model, not a curated record
UCAUCACCAUGCGACGCGUGUUAAUCCAUAAUUCACAAGCAAUGGCCGUCCAAUGCAUGUGCACUUAUGACCAAGGACAGGGGCUCCGUAAUCCAUGACGAUUCUGAUCGACGAAGUGACACCAUUUGGUCAGAAGGUUAAAAAGUAGCUGAAGAAACGCAAUGGGAACCAAGGUAUCCAAGCAACAGGGGCCGAAAGCCUCCAAGAAGGUUGCCGUGGUGACGGCAUUCAACGUGGUGAAGAAUCAAGCAGCGACUAGGCGCAUCGCUGCGUUGAAGCUAACUAAAGCCAUGCCCAAAGAACUCCGGAAGGUUGAUCUUGGCCUACCCCCAUCUAAGGACAUCAGAACAGUAGCUGACUUUGCCUGCAUGACAGGCACUGCCUCCAGUGGCUUCCCCAUCCCGGCUUUCACCAAGACCGACUUCAAUGUGAAUGGCAAGCAUGGUGGAGGCACUGCUCUGAUGCUGCUGACUGACGUAACCAAUACCACCUUCACCUCUGAGCUGUGUUUGAUCCGUUGUGGCUUCGAUGGUAAUCAUUACCAGUACACAUCCAUCAGCAAAGCUGGAGAGCACUCCUUGUACAAGUAUUUCCGAACGCACACCGACGCUGAUGGCUUCAUGUCCCCAUGUCUACGAUUCGGCUUCUCGAGGGCUACGAUUGUGUCCAACAUUGCUCUGAUGGGUCACUGUGGGGUGAUGGCAGUCUACACAGGACCCAAGACGAAAGGUUUCAGCAACACUGCCACCUUGAAAACCGAUAUAUCGGUUAACCCUGGCAAGUACGGUUGUGCUUUGCUGGUCCUGUGCAGCGCUUCGGGGAAGAAAGGCUCACACCCCUGCAACGCAUACUUUUUAGCCUUCAGCCACAACUCUGGCGAGCUUGUUGCACACGCUAUCACAGAUAAGAACUGUGAUAAUUUGUGGAGCUUCGGCUGUGAGCAAGGGAUGCUGGAGAUUACUGGCCCGUCCCAGAGUCAUUAUGGGAUCUGGCUCUCUGAUGGCGACACUAACACGGGAACAUCAGGGAAGGUCAUUCACACUCAGACGUUCAGUGGUUCUGAGAAGACGGUUCUGGUAGAGAGUCUCCCAGGAUUUCAGGACUACAGUCUGUUGGUCUUGUGCUCAUGUAGUCGAGGGGUGGACGAUAAGACCUCAUCCGCCCUUUACUUAGUAACAGUCCAGAAAUGGGGAGUAAGGUGUUCUUUCAUUGCUGGAAGCUCUAGCUCGUCGGAAGGAGGUAACGAUUGGUUUAUCUCGGAGGAUAACAACCAGCUGGUUGUCGUUGGGCCUGGUGCUCCGUGCCGCUACAGCUUCAUCUCUAACCUUCCUGAGGAUGUCGCCAACCCGCAGCAGCGGUGUUUCCAGACCUCCUGCUUAGCCACAGGCCUGGACAGCAACUACCGGGGAGCUGUGUACGUCAACGGUGCAAGCAUCACCGGAUGGGUGUCCAAAAUGUCACAGGUGAAGAUCAUGCUGAACGGCAGGAUGAUCGAGCUGGUGGAGGCCGGGCAGCUGUUGGAACAGCCUGAUGGCCGACUGGGGUUCCAGAGGGAGUUGAGCGAUGAUGAGAACAGCACUGGUUUGAAACUCCUUCAGGUGUAUGGCCUGACUAGUGAUAUCAAUAAUCAGCCUGCGAGUAUUGAGUUGGAGGGCUCCCCCUAUCGUAUCGUGAACCAGCCCAAAGGCGUCCUGUAUGCUGUCAAUCUUGGAGGGCCCAUGUACGAAGCGCUGAACAAAGUGGUCUUCUCUGGAACGGAGAUAACAUUCAAGGUGGACAACAGGGCAGAUGGAGUGAAAUGUCAGCGGAAGUUUUUUAGCUCCAUAAAUGCCGACAGAAACUUAUACAACAUGAUAACCAACACAAACGACGGAUUCCUCUUCAGCACCCACAAUUCAACCCACCCUGAAUUUGCCAAUGACAUGUCGUAUGACAUACCUGCCAACAAAGGAAAAUUGACCAUGAAACUGUAUAGCAUCAGCGGUCGUCUGAAUGGGCAUAUCAUCAACAUCAAUAAUGAAUCUCAUUCUUCAGAGGUAACAAAGCAGUUGAAUGAGAUUCCUGAGGUAGUACCCAACUGCACAGCCAAGAUUGUGUCUAUUCCCUUCACCAGCAAAGGAAAUAAUGUCCAUCUCUACUUUGAGAAUAAUAUGAGCAAAGGCGGAUGUCAUCCAGCAGCCAUCAUGGUUCAUGACAACACCUACAAGGAGGCGGUGCCUAGUAGGGAGGAGGAGGCAGAGGAGAUGAACAUAAAGCAGAAGUUGGCAGAUACCUUGGUGCCGCUGGAUCGUACUUUCAACCUGAAGCCCAUGAAGAUUGCUGGUUGGUCCUCCAACUUACUGAUCAAUCCGUCGGGGGAGACUGGCGACCUGAGUAACUGGAAUUACGCAGGCAACUGGAAGCUCUCUGAGGGUGGGGACCAGACUGAGACAAUGUUUAUAUCGUCAUUCACAUGGUGCACCAAGUACCAGGAGGUGGAACUCAUACAGCACUUUUCAGAGAAGCAUCUGGACUCUAGCCCUGAAAUCCAGGUGUCUGAGUCUUUCCACGAAGGCGCAAACAAGGGCGGUUUCUACUCGCUGACUGCUACGUUGAUGGGUCAGGACGGCACAGUGAUUGAAAGUCAGACUACCGGUCAGAAAGGCAGCAUCAAGACCCUCGGUUGGAUACCAGUCUGCUUCACGUUCAAGAACUACGGACCGGGGGUGCGCAGCGUUGGGAUAGAGGCUGCAGCCAAGGAUGACAAAUACUGGGCGGGACACUUUGGGGCCUACUGCUCGGCUGCCUGCAUCCGAGUCAAGAGUGAAGUAGGAGCGGCAUCGGGAGACAGUUACAGUGACAUCCAGCCCACUAGUGGAGCUAGCUUCACCAAGGAGCUAGACAAGAUGGUCCGUGGACUGUACGAGCGGCACGACGAAGAGCUGACGGACAUGCAAAAGUUGAUGGAGGAGAAUGAGGACCUACGAGGCAUUCAGAUGAAUGCAAGCGGCAGUCGGUCAUCGGCCAAGGCCAGCUCCCGUCCCAAGCCAGCCAAGCAGACCAAACGCAAGAAGCGUGAGAUUCGUAUCUUCGUCUCUAGCACCUUCAGAGAUUUCAAGGAGGAGAGGGAGGUGCUGAUCAAGAAGGCGUUCCGUGAGUUGAAUCGGAUCUGCCUGGACCGCGGCGUGUUCUUCACCUACGUUGAUCUGCGUUGGGGCAUUACUGAGAACCAGACGACGGACGGUGAAACUAUCUCCAUUUGUCUUAGAGAGAUUGAGAAGUGUCGGCCGUAUUUCAUCUGCCUGAUGGGCGACCGGUACGGCUGGAGCCAGACGCAGAAGAAACCGGACAAACUCCUGAACAAGAGCUUCAACUAUGCCAUCGAGAACUUCAAACCACUGGAGUGGAUUGACAAGUACCGCUAUGAGACAAGUGUUACCAAGUUGGAGAUCAUGCACGGUGCUCUGAACGACGCAGAAGCUAAUCAGGGACGUACGUUCUUUUACCUGCGCGAGCCACGCAUCAAGAGAGAGGACCUCCUGCCUCCAGAUGAUGAGGAGGAGGAGGAGAAGGAGAAGGAGAAGGAAGGAAAGAUUGAGGACGGAAAACAAGAAAACAAUCAAGAUGUAGAUAAGAAAGAUGAGAGCACAGAAGAAAACGACAAAGAGAAGGAGACCAAGAAGAAACAGGAGACACAGUGGCAUUUUGAUCUGCAGUCUCAGCUGAGAAAGUCGGUGGAAACAUCAGGUAUGCCGCUGCGUCGAUUCGCUACGGCCGAGGAUGGAUGCGAACUCAUCAAGAAGGACCUGGUGUGGUGUGUGAAUGAAGACUUCCCUCCUGGCUCGGAGCUCACCGCUUUGCAGCGAGAGCACGAGGCCCACCUUGCCUUUGCCGAUCCCCGCCGACGGAUCUACAUCGGCGGCAGGGAGUACAUCAAACAAAUCAACGCCUUCGUAGCCAAGGCUGGCAAGACUGACGGAGCUAACGUCCCCUUGGUGAUCCUUGGAGAGUCUGGGUCAGGGAAAUCGGCGCUGGUUGCAAACUGGACCCACCAGUUUGAGGAGGAGAAUCCUGGUGUCUUCCUCUUCAUGCAUUUCAUCGGGAGUUCCUCAGAGAGUGCUUCGCAUCUUAACCUUCUGCGUCGAUUGUACGAGGAGAUCAAGCAGUUCUUUGGCUUUGAGAUGACUGUACCUUCCUCCCAACGCAAUCUCGUCUUAGAGCUGUCUACCUGGCUUCAGAUGGCAGCCAAACAGACUAAAGUGGUACUGGUCCUGGACGCCUUGAACCAACUGGACUCGGGAUCAGGAGCAGGUGAGGAGCAAGAUCUGACGUGGAUCCCCAAAGAAUUGCCAAAGAAUGUUGUCAUGAUUGCAUCAACACUACCAGGAAGGGCAAUGGAUGCAGUGACAGCUGCUGGAUGGCCAACCUUUAAAGUCUAUCCCCUCAACGUUGAUGAGAAAUCGGAUAUCAUCACAGGGUACUUGACCCUGUAUGGCAAGUCACUGAACGAGGAGCAAGGAUCCCUGAUCAUCAACGCCAAGCAGACGGACAACCCUCUCUACCUGAAAGCCCUACUCGAUGAGGUGCGCAUGUACGGGAGUUUCUUCCAACUGACCACAGCUAUCAAGGAGUACUUGGCAGCAGGCAGCCCCGGGGAGCUCUUCGUCAAAAUCCUAGAUCGAUUUCAGGAUGACUUCGAGCAAGGCAUUGUGGAGAGACCUGGGCUUGUUCGGGAUGCAACUACCGCCCUCUGGUGUUCCCACCGUGGUCUAAGUGAGCAAGAAUUGCUGGAGAUUCUGCAGGUCCCCAGCAAAAUCUGGUCUCCUUUCUACCUAUCCCUGGAGGAGAAUCUAGUCAACCGCAACGGCAUCCUCAACUUCUUCCACGAUCAUCUGCGGCAGGCCGUGGAACGCAAGUACCUGUCCACCCCGGAGCUCAAACGGGAGGCAUUCCUGGCCCUGGCCAACUGGUUCAACACUCAGGAUAUCGACGACCGAUACGUGGAAGAGGUACCCUACCUCCUAGCCCAAGCCAAGGAGUUCAAACGUCUUCGGGCUACCAUCCUUAACGUGGCUGUCUUUGAGCGUCUGAUGAGCACGGAGGAAGGCACUUUCCAGCUCAUCAAGUCCUGGCAACUGCUCGGUGGUUAUGAGGAGGUGGAGCAUUCCUACCUCGGUGUCUUAGCUCGCUCCGAGGAAUGGGAGAAGUCUCGGCUGAAGGACGGACUGAUCCGAUCGAUGGCGGGAUUCUUCACACAGCUUGGGCUACUCAAGGGGGCUAGGCUCCUGAACGAGCGACUUCUGUCAGAGUUAGAGACCCGGUACAUGGGGAGCCACGCUACCAUUGUGUAUCAUCACACCAAGUACGAGUACAAGACCAGAUGCAAUCACCCUGAUGUCUUGGAUGUACUGAUAUCUCUGGGGACCGUCUCCAUCAAGUUAGGAGACCACGAUGGAGCGAGUAGACACUUCCAUGAAGCCUUGGAGAGGCAGAAUGUCAUCAAGACGCCAGAACAGAAACUGCAGUUGGUCAAGGCACUACUUGGCAUGGGGUCUGUGCUGAGUUUGCAAGGUAAAGCUGAUGAGGCCAUCCGUUUCCUUAGACGCGCUGAGGAAGUGGCUACCGAUGUACUAGGACCUAAACAUCACUAUGUGGCUGCCAUCAACGGCCAGAUUGGCCAGCUGUACUACAGCCAGAGCAAGCUAGACAACGCCAUGGUGCUCCAUCUCUGGGACCUCAAGCUGACCCAGAGUGACGUGGGGCUGAACCACCCCCGCGUGGCUGCUAUCCUGAAUAACUGCGGCCUAGUCCUGGAUGAUAUGAAUGACAAGAUGUCUGGAGAAGUCUUCCAAGCUGUGCUGGGGAUCCUCAUAGAGGCUUAUGGGCAGGAUCACGUGGAUGUGGCUACUGUCAGAUACAAUCUGGGUUUAUAUUUCCUGGCCUCCAACAUGUACCAACGUGCCAAGUACCAGUUCAAUGAAGCCCUGCGUGUGUCCGAGUUGUUUCUGGAGAGGGACCAUCCAACCAUCCAGGCCAUUAGAACCGUCAUGACCAAGCUGAAAGAUUUCAUGUAAUAAUGCUACGACAAUGUGUACUGAGGAUUACUAUUGUCAUAUCUCAGGGCUUUUUUUUCGGGGGAUAAGUCAUGGUCUAGUACUAAAGUAAAGAAGUGGUGCUGUGGUUGAGUCUAAUAUGAAAGUUCAUGUCUUCAACAAGGUUUACCUUUAUUACUUUUCUGUACUCAGGAAUUAAACGAAAAAGACAGUGACCACUUAGCUUAACCCUAAAAGGGCUGGGUUAUUUUGACCAUCUCUCUGGGGGGGGGG